AUGCAACCGGACAUGGGGGUGACGCAAAAGCCCCCGACGUAUAUUACGCCAGGCCCUAUAGUUGACCAACCUACAGAAAUGUCGAAUGCACGCCUUACUGAUGAUACGUGGCAAGCGUUUAUUGAGGAAGCAUCAAAAGAACAGGAUCGGUAUAUUAAGGCUUGGAAUACGGAAAUGGACACAUUACUGCUAUUCGCAGCGCUGUUUUCCGCGGUCUUGACCGCGUUUGUCGUCGAGUCAUAUCAAGAGUUGCAGGUAGACACAGGUUCAGAGACGGUUGAAGUGCUGCAACAGAUACUCGGGACUCUGCAAUCAAUCCAAGGCACCGUUGGUACCUCAGGUGUCUCAACGGAUGUGUCCGACUUCCAGCCUACAUCCUCCGCAGUGCGCGUCAAUGCGCUUUGGUUCGCGAGUUUGGUCAUCAGCCUGUCAGCUGCGUUCCUAGCCAUCCUCGCAAAGCAGUGGUUGCUUCAUUUGGACAAGACAUUCGCACCUACGCUCCCGAUGAAAGGUCGGCAACAUCAAUAUCGCUACGAGAAUAUCGAGAAAUGGAAGCUCACUCCAGUACCAUCCUCGCUGCCUAUCCUUCUGCACGUAUCCCUCUUACUAUUCUUCGCCGGCCUUAUCGAGUGCCUAUGGUCCGUCAAUGUCACAGUCGCCGUUGUUUCCCUUUGCUUCGUCGGAAUCACUGUGACGAUUUACUUUGCGAUCCACAUUCUGUCCCUUGUAUGCCCUCCCUCUCCGUACAAAUCAUCAGUGACAUCAGUGCUCCUGGCAGCCUUUGCAACCGUACUACGCGAAGUUGUUGCCGCUGUAGGCGCUCCGCUGCUAGUCGUGCUGCUCUUCGCAGCCUUCUCCCUUUACCGCGGGUUUUUCUACCUCAUUGCACCAUUUGUCUCCGAAUCGUGGACAGAGGAUAUCCGCACGCUCGUGGAGAUCCUAAGCUCCACGAUGAAGAUCAAGAACCGCCUCACGAAGUGGAGAAUGGGGAUCAGACGGUCCUGGGACCGGCAUAUAACUUCAUUACUUAUAGGGGAUGUCCAAGAGAAUCGAUACAUUUCUCGCAAUGCUGGCCGGCUUGAUGUUCACAUCCUCGCUCGCAUGAUACAGGCGUCAUCUCGCUAUCCGAUUAGACGCAGCGCGCUCGCACAAGAAUUAGCACGUUGCGAUGCACUACUUUCAUAUCGAAUCCUCCUCAUCGAUUCCGGUGCGACCUCUCUUCUAAUGGAUGAGCUCCACUCGCUCUAUGAAGGAAACUUUCAACAAAUCUCAUCGCAGACACAAGAUGAUGCACUACGGCAAGCAGAAGCAUUGAUGAAGUUGCUGACCGAAGCGGACGAAUCCGAUUCGCAUACGAUUAUACAAGUGCAGGGUAUCCCCAUUCAUAUCGACGUGAGGGCGGGCAGCCAAUCUUAUGAAAUCCACAUCUCUGACGACAUGCUACGGGAUACGGAAUACCUGCCGUUCCAUGCAAUAAUACUCAGGCUUCGGUAUGCGAACUUCUCUUACUACCAGAACGAAGUAGACGAUGCGGUGAAGGCUUUCUACGACCGCUUGGAGAGCACGAACGACAUAUCCGAACUCACGACUAUGCAUCUCGUGAAUGUAAUCAACACGAUAAUCUACACUGCCAAGAUACCCGUGGAGACACCUUUCGGAUUUGAUGGUCAGCAAGCAAUGAAGCUCAAUGCUCGUGCUUUGGAGGUACUCGCCGCUAUCGCGGUACACAGACCAGAUAUGGAUGAUCGCGUCAAGCGUCAGCUAAGCUAUGGAAUGUGGCUCCUCUCCCAGCCCAAGUCACUCGCUUCUAUCGGGUUGCUCAUCCCGAUUGUCAGCACGACUGCUACGUUUGCAAAAGCCCUCGCGGAGUUGAUGACUCCCAGAUUGAGGCUACCAUCCGUGGCAUUUGCCGUAUUGGCCCUACUAGAAGCGUCGUUGUAUUCUCAAUCGAAUUUCUCGGUGCCGAGCCAGGGCGAUGGAGGUGACAUUGCCGAGCUAAUACAGGUUUUGGUUCAGAAGUAUCCCUUGUUUGUGGAUGACCUUCGAGCUGGAUUCUCCCAUGAUUCCAAAGAUCUGCCUGUCGUCAUUCCAGGUUUGAACUUUGAGGACAUGGUUUUGAAGCUCCUACAGCGCAUUGUCCGGAUAUCAGGAUACCUCAUCUUCAACGACUGCAAUGUACCGAAGGUCGACCUGGACUGCAUAACUCUCGUUACACUGGAAUUAUUACUAUGCAUCUGCAAGCACAUUGAAGACUUUCCUUCCUCUGAUAGACGGGACAUACUUCGGAUUGCGUACGGGAGUGCUUGCCGGAUAGCAGUGCCGCAGAGCAUGCAGGAGACGCGCAAUCAGUCCCCGUCCUGGUCUCGGCCAAAUGAGCCUGCAGAACUUCCUGCGGAGAAACAGUCGAUUGCCUCGACGGCCAGCGUAAUGCGAAAGGACAAUGAGCUGAAGGGCUCAAGCAGCUCCAUACGCGGUUUGUACAUCGCACACGAGGAAUAUGACUUGACCAGUUUUCCUCCAGAGAGUCUUCCAGAUGCGUUUGUCUCCGCGUUGCAGGCGACAUCAAGUUUGAAGGACCCUCCAGAAGCACUCAGGACCAUCUUAUCUAUGAUUACAUUGUUAUCACGGAUCUCAGGCGGCCCGCGCUCUGACGAUCUUAAUUUCUCCAUUCUGGCAAAAUUGCGACAGCAGUCACACCUAAUUGCGGAACUCACUGCGCCUCUGGUGUCAAAUAGGAGAUUCGGCGAGUGCGCGAGACAUGCCCGUGAUGUCAUUCAAGUUCCUGCAGAGGGACCUUUCGAUCUCGACGACAAAGUGGUCUACUAA
Messenger RNA from Laetiporus sulphureus 93-53, 2826 nucleotides. RefSeq lists its product as uncharacterized. The record is from RefSeq and is a predicted model, not a curated record. The coding region runs from base 1 to 2826 and encodes 941 amino acids. NCBI's taxonomy places the organism in Eukaryota, Fungi, Basidiomycota, Agaricomycetes, Polyporales, Laetiporaceae. The transcript is spliced from 4 exons.